Molecule: messenger RNA, 3515 nt
Organism: Archocentrus centrarchus (flier cichlid)
Lineage: Eukaryota; Metazoa; Chordata; Actinopteri; Cichliformes; Cichlidae
Gene: cebpg
Product: CCAAT enhancer binding protein gamma
Exons: 2
Coding region: 244-738 (164 amino acids)
Biological process (GO): regulation of transcription by RNA polymerase II; DNA-templated transcription
Molecular function (GO): DNA-binding transcription factor activity, RNA polymerase II-specific; RNA polymerase II cis-regulatory region sequence-specific DNA binding
Source: RefSeq, a predicted model, not a curated record
GAUAUUUCGCAAUCGGUCGCUCUCCAUGUUACAAACAAAAACAGUCCGAGCUCAUAGCGACAGGAUUAAACUUCGGCUUUCUCCGGUGAGUCUUUCUUCUUUUGACGGACGGUUGAGUCCGCCGCCUCCCCGUGAAGGUUCUGUCCAGCUGCAGGACCUUCCUUUUUGCUUCCAGUCUUCUAUUCAUUUCUACACCUGAGGAGACUCUGGUCGGAGAUCAUCAUCUGCAGGCAGCACAUCCAAAUGAGCCGGCCGUCGCAGCCGAAACUAACUGCAACUGACCACAACGGCGUGAGCGUCAUCCAGAGCCAGGCCCACGCCACCACCUCCUCUUCCCUGCCGGCGGCCAUAGCCGGACUUCAGCAGGUCCCCCAACUCAUACCGGCAAACCCUUCAACCGGAGGCGGCAAAGCCCUCGCCCCCAGCAAGAUGAAGAAGCCCCCAGCAGACAAGGACAGUGAGGAGUACCGCCAGCGGCGCGAACGCAACAACUUGGCGGUGAAGAAGAGCCGCAUGCGCAGCAAGCAGAAGGCGAUGGACACACAACAGCGCGUCAACGAGCUGAAGGAGGAGAACGAGCGGCUCGAGGCAAAGAUCAAACUGCUGAGCAAAGAGCUGAGCGUCCUCAAAGACCUCUUCCUGGAGCACGCUCACAACCUGGCCGACAACGUCCAGCCGCCCGCAGGGGCAGAAGGUUCCAGCCCCGCCCCCAACAGUACCGCCACCAAUGGGCAGUGAGGAGGGUAACCACCAGGAUGAUUGAUAACCUGCAGCUUUUAUGGAAGCUUCUCCCUUUAGAGGCCGCACUUCUUCUUCAUGAUCUUUUUUCUGUUAUUUCAUCUCUCAAUAACUCACCGCCACCAUCAUCCAGAAUAACCACCAGUGUUCCCACAGUCCACCUGGAACAGUUCACAUUUUUAUUUAUCACAGCUGGAAUCAUUUUAGAAGAAAAAUCUUAAACGUGUUUUCUGGAAAAAUCUUUAAAAAUUCAAAGAAAUCCAGUGACUGAAUUCACUGGAUCUGACUGUAAAAAUGGACCAGUUAGUCAGUGAUGUCUGUGUGGAAGCUUUCAGAGCGAAGACUCCAGCUGUCUCAUCGAUCCUCUGAUUGAUUUGGGGGAAUGUGACGCAACGUGAACUCAUACAAACUGAGUCGCCUCCGUUAGGAUUCUCCGGGAAAAAGAAAACCCCACACAUUUCCUGCAUUUCCUCUUCUUGGUGCCGGUUUGGUGUGACGGGCCGGCCGUGGACGUCGCUGAGCGCUCUGCAGCUGCAGGAUGGACGUGUGAAUGCUGAAAUUCCCUUUUUCAGGAUGUGUAUUUUCGUCUUUUCUUCUACAAAGAGUUUGUUUAAAAAAAAGUUUUUAUUGUUAAGUACAUUCACUACAUGUUGAUGUUUAAAGGACAACUCUUUGUGUGUGUGUGUGUGUGUGUGUGUGUGUGUGUGUGUGUGUGUGUGUGUGUGUGUGUGUUUUUUAAUUACCAGUUUCAACCAUGACUCAUGUUGUUAAAGAUCAGCACUGGAAAAACACUUUUAUAUCUGAUUGUGAGUAAAAACAGUUGAGUGAGGAGGGCAGGGUCACACACACAGACAGAAUUGUCCUUUACCAGGUGGUUUUAUUAACACCAUGUUUAACUUCUGUGUCUGAACAGUGAAGUGUUUCCUGCAGAAAGGUGGCGCGGGUUAAACCCUGGUCUCCUGCCAUAUCAGUGGCCGGUACACCUGCAGUCUUAGCAGGUGGAAAUGGCAGCGCUCGGCAGCCCCGACCAAACAGAGUGAAGAGCGCAUUUUGCUGGAAACGGAGACGGCCUGUUAUGUCGUACCUGCGGCAGAUUUGAGGUUUUGUCGUAGCCUCGGCGUCGGCGGCGUCUAUUCCACAGAAACUUUAACGUUGGCCGUAACUCGAGAACGAUGUGAACUAGGAUGUUCAGAUUCACAGCAUUGAUGCAUCCUGCUCAAGCUAGACCCAUCAGACUUCACACACUUGUUCGCUGACUUUAUCAGCACCCCUGACCCCCGCCCCGAGCGUUGGCACCCACUCAGUGGGGCUCUUGUUGGUACGUGUCACGGCAGAUGGUGUUAAAUGAGAGAACAUGGGCCUCCCUACCAUGAGUUUAGUUUAGUGUUGUUCUCAGCACAGAAGAGUCGUGAGUCAGUUUAUGUUGGUUUAAAUUCCUAAAGUGUUGCUUUAGCCUCAUAAUGUGAACAGGUAUACUUAAAGAUGUUAUAGCAUUAUGUUCAGGUCAAAGUUAAACCCACAGUAACACCUGCAGAGCCUCCAACAGUGUGAGUGAAAUUCCACUUUAACUCUUCAGCGAUCUGUAAAAAUCGUUUUAUUGUGUAUUUUAUUAGCUUCUGCGUUAGCAGAAAGGUGGUGUGCGCUGAACGCUGCAGCCUUCGGUCGCUGCUCUGAGGACGUCUCUGCCUGCAGUUUGACGCUUCGAUCGGGGGGGAAACCAGAGCAGCAGCGUGACCAGGGAAUCGGUUCUGUUGCUGACAGCGAGGCCAUGUUGUGUUGAAACUGUAAAGGUGUGCGCAGGAUGACACCCCCCCCCUCCACCUGUCGGAGCGGCCCGUCCAGACAGGUGUGUGUGUUUGCUGCUGGGUGGACCCAGACACCUCAGACUCUUCAGGUGAACCGCAGAUUUAAUUAAACCCACUUUUAACCCGGCCGGCUCAUUAGCCACCUGCUAAUGAGGUGUGAGCAGAUCGGGACAGGCCCACGCCCCACCAAAAUGCCGCAGAGAGGGGCGGGGGCCGCAGCGCGCUGCUGUCAGACUUUAUAAUUACAUGAGCUUUGUGUGGGCGUGGAGUGUUUUUCCACAGGGUUUGUCAGGAGCGUCACCUCUCUGCAGGAAUGUUGUUGCUUCUUCUGAGCUGCUCAGCGUUCCCACAGGAUUCUCCUAAUGUUUCCUGUCAGCUUUGAUUUUAUUUUAUUUUAUGCAGAAAUUUUAUUUUAUUUUGUUUUAUGCAGAAAGUUCAGUAAAUUUUAAACACAAACCUUCAGCUCAUCAGUGUUUUCUUCUUAUCUGCUACUUCGGGGAUGUGAGGUGUGACGCUGAAUUUCUAACCUGCAGUAACUGGUUGUUUUUCAGAGAGGAGCAGUGGAAAUUUGACCUGAAUCACUUCAGCUCGCUGCUGUUCGGGCUGAAAGUAUCAGUUCUUGUUGUUGUAAAAUAUUUUGAUUAAUAUAAGGCCUUGUGGGAACGGGAGUCUCAUCGUGCUCAGCCUUCACCUCUGCCAUUUUUUUAUUGAUUUUUCUACACUUUUAUUCCAACAGAAGCAUGUUUGUUAGGGGUGUGUUUGCAUGGAUGGGUGGGGGGUGGGUGAAAUUUUACUGCACUCAGAAAAUCGAAUCUUCCGGUCUUACCUGAGCGGAUCGGGAAGCAGACGUGAUGGUUGUGCUGUUUUGCUUUGGUCUGAAUGUUGCUGGGCAGCAUUUCUCUGUCACUCAGCUUUUUAUAUCAGAACUGGCUCACCUGCAUCCUAAAUUAAAAUUGAGUAUAAAAGUUGAAA